AUGGGUAUUUACGAUUUUAACCUCUACGCUCAUCCGGAAUCUUUGAACGAGAUAAAAAAGGAAUUGACGAUACUCCGUGAGCAGAUCAAGAUAGUUGAAGGCCUCGAGCACGCCAGGGCCCGCCUUGCGGCGACACUUUCAUUGGACUCCAAUACUCUUUCAAAGUGCGAUGCGUUCAUGCGUUGUGUUAACGAUAAUGCAUUUAAGCCUGACUUCGCUGUGGAGCUCCGUAAGCUAAGCUGGGACGGUUUGGCUUUCUGCUCUAUUAGUUUCGAAGAGAGACGCCUUCAAUACGUCGUUCGCCAUCUGAGAGCGUCAGAUAUCCAGACCUAUAUGAAGAAUGUAGGGGUCUCAUGUCUCGAUCGUCCGGAGGUUUCCAAGCGCCUGGACCGUUUGUCCGCUGCAUCUCUGGGGAAACCUUUUCAUGCAUACUACACAGCUUCCCUGGCAUCGGUCUAUACAGAACCAGAUGAUCAGAUGGAUGACGAGACUGGGCCAGUUCUCAAACCUCGCAUAACAGCUAUACAGCCCGGCGCCUUCGAGUUUCCUGCGGCGCCUUGGACAAACAUCGAAAAGGUGUUUCCAAUACAGGUUGCAACAGCCAUUCGCCCCGUCCCUCCGCGUAUAAACGAUCCAAAUAUAACAGACUGUGUGCGAUCGAGAUUCCCGCGGGGUCGGGGCGAUGGCGAUGCGGUUAUCUGGCUGGAUAUGGAAACUGCUGGGAUACACCCAUUGCUUUGUGGGUCAGGACCAGGCGUUUUCACGACACAGCUUAGAAAAGUCUUCGGUGAUACAAUCGCAAAUGCCAUUGAGAAAAGCGAUUUACGGAAAUGGGAGAAGGAAAAUGGAUUUUUGGAUACAACGGAAUGCGUGAAACACCAUCAGACCGUUCCGGCGCUCUAUCUGGCCAUCAGGAUCCUUUGUACUCCAAAUCUCACUGCCCGCAUCGAAGAAAACGACAUCUUCGCAAUCUCGGCAAAGAAGUUGUCGAUCGUUAGAUGCGGGGUCGAUGACCUCCAGCGCAACAUAUUUGUUGAGACUUUGCAGCCGGCUGUCGUCCGCAGAAAGCGGAUCCCACCGCGAUAUCUAGCAUAA
Molecule: messenger RNA, 1095 nt
Organism: Penicillium samsonianum
Lineage: Eukaryota; Fungi; Ascomycota; Eurotiomycetes; Eurotiales; Aspergillaceae
Exons: 3
Coding region: 1-1095 (364 amino acids)
Source: RefSeq, a predicted model, not a curated record